Aspergillus nidulans FGSC A4 is the source of this 2409-nucleotide messenger RNA. RefSeq names its product putative anaphase-promoting complex component Cut20/Apc4. NCBI's taxonomy places the organism in Eukaryota, Fungi, Ascomycota, Eurotiomycetes, Eurotiales, Aspergillaceae. The record is from RefSeq and is a predicted model, not a curated record. Gene Ontology annotation, cellular component: anaphase-promoting complex. Bases 1 to 2409 code for a protein of 802 amino acids. The transcript is spliced from 5 exons. Gene Ontology annotation, biological process: anaphase-promoting complex-dependent catabolic process.
AUGGCUGAACUUGGUUCCCCGAUCCAGCCGCAACUCACACCAGUAGGGGAGAAGUCGCUGCCGGCAAAAUGCAAGACGGACAUGAUCACAUACUGUCCGUCGAUGGACCUGAUUGCCGUGGUCUCUGAUGACGAGGAGUUGCGCGUCUUCCGCCUAAAUGGUCAGAAGGUAUUCGGCGGCUCUUACAAGGGGGACCCGUAUUUGGAUAACGAUGAUGGAAGUGGAGAGAUUCGGGCUGUGAGGUGGAAAAUUGAUGGCCAUUUCCUGGCCGUCGUGUGCGCGGAUUCCACCGUCCGCAUCAUCAGCGCGUAUAGCGGGAAAAUGGCCCAUCACUACCAGGCACAUGGUGGAGAGCAGAGUCCCAAAGUCACCUGCUUAGGCUGGGGCAUGAACUUUACGGAUAGUGAGGCCGCGAAACGGCAAAUAUAUGAGGCUGCGGGGCAACUAUCUGUUGAAGAUCUGCUGUCGUUAGAUAUGCAGCCUUCCAAGACUGCGGCUCUACUCAAGGCUGAUCUGCCGAGGGAGCUGGCAUUGCUGGAUAUAGAGAGCUCGCUGCCGAGGCUGAGUACUCUGCCUUCUACUGGGGGCGACGAUGAUGUGUUCAGUUCUCGGGCGUCAAUUGAUGCGAUCUUUCAUUCCUCUCAGAAGGAUACCAGUGGUGCAGUAGACGUCCUACUCGUCGGCUUCGAGGAUGGCACAGUUCACCUACGAAUCUUUGAUUGCUUUGAAAUCGGCUCCGUACGAUUCACAGCUCCUGAGCCAUGUGCUAUUCUCCAGCAUGCAUCGCACCCACUGAGCUCAACACAUGCGCUUGUUGCAUCCUCCGGAAAUGAUUUGCAUCUUCUUACGCUUGAUCUGCGGUUCAUUACGAGAUCCGGUCGGUAUCUUUCGCUUCUUGCGCAUAAGACAACGCAGCUUCAAAGCCUACUCCGGUACAUUUGUCAGGUACAGAGACAGAUCGAGAUGGAAUGGAAAAAUGCGCAGGAGUUGCCGGCCAGGUAUAUGCGCAGUGUGAAUCAAGAUUUGGAAGAAAAGUGUCACUGCGAUUUCGUUACGGCAGCUUAUCAUUUGGUUGUCACUGGUGACUGUUUUGAACCUUUGAGGGAAUUUUUAACGGUCAUCGUGGGGGAACGAGGUCACAAAAGAUGGGAAAAAGCCGUUGCGAGUGGCUACGAGAUCGUCAGGCGAUUGACACACGAGUGUCUCCUUCCAGCUUUGGAGCGAUGCGAGGUUCUACUUAGCCGGCUAAUCGGCCUUUCGAAGUUCCAGAAGCUGAGCGAGGUCCUUGGGCUAGAGACCUCGGACCUCAAUGCUAUCGUCGAGACGCUCGACUGUCUUCAUCUUCUAGCCCAUCACAUCCUCAUCACCGCGAACGAAGAGUUGACCCAGUUCCAUGCAUUUUCGCGUUGGCUGCGUCACCAAAUUGAGAUGCUUAGUGCAGAACCCAUGUCACAAACUCUCGAAGAAUUGAUGGAGAAAACUGAUCUAGUGGAAUAUCCACUGACUCUAAAGUACAUCAGAGGCGCCUUGACCAAGAGCUCGCUACGAAACUACAUCCAGCAGUUACCCAUGAUGGGCUUCGCAAGACCCCCUCCCCCUUCAGAGGACAAUUGGGUCCCUACAGACGGAGAUACCAGAUCGUUCUAUGACAAAUUCAAGAAACUGUUGAACCAGCAAAGCAAAGCAUCUGCUGAUGCGGAACUGGUUGAACUCCCCAAGCUCAAUAACCUCACAAAACGUCUUGGGCUGCAGUUCGACAAGGUCUUCAGCCAGAUUGCAGUGACCCAGAAACGCGGUAUACUGCAUCGGUCACCGCUUACGCUACAUCAUGAAUGUGAUAAAACGGUUUUCGAUUCGACGAUGCGCUACGAGGAUGUCGGAAGCGGAGAGCAAUCGAGUGUGAUAUAUGUUGCUUCAAGAUUAGCGACGUCAAAGCAUCUACUACACGUUUACCGAGUGGUCCUCAACAUGGAAAACGGCGUCAGUUCCACCCGAGAGGCUCGAGUGGGAGUAAUCAAUCUUCAUGAGGGCAUUAUUCGCCAGGUACAUUUUGCCGAAGGCAACAAUAUGAUGGUCCUAUGGUCAAAUAACGUUGGAACCUCUUACGUCCUGCAACUCCCAUUCCAACCACCACGACAUGUAUACCCACCAGGCUCUGCUUACCAAUUUACAAUCAAUUAUCACAACGUUCACCACGUCGAUGCCGUGAAGGAAAGGACGGACGUUGAUAUCUCAACCCUCCAGCUAGUCAAACAUCAGUUCGCAGCCAAAGCUCGACCAAUUAGGAUUGAUGUGAAUGGACGGCAGGGCCGAAGGGCGAUUUGUGUGUUGUACGCCGGCGCGAUUAGGUAUGAAGUACUGGAUCUCGACGCUGAAUUAGGAGACGAAGACGAUGAAGGUGAUGAGUAG